UCCACUCUAUUUUCUCUUGUUCCGAAUAUCGAAUUUUCAUCACAACCUCGUUCUUGAAUGUUCACUCACUCUCUCUCUCUCUCUCUCUCUAAAUUGUACGCAGACAGUAUCCAGACACUUUCAGAUUCGGUGCAACUCAGCUAAAUGGAAACUGGUUCUAGGGGUUCCGGGUGCGGUUUUGCAGAGAUUUUCAGGAGAGAGAUGGGUUUAUCUCGACCCCCCACUUUCGCUAGGCGAAUUUCAGCUUCUGAGGUCCUUGUGAAGCAAAUUGAUCUGUAUGGCAAGUUAAACGGUCACGAGGGUUGUGUAAACACAAUUCAAUUCAACUCCGCUGGUGACCUUCUCGUGUCAGGUUCUGACGAUCAAGAAGUGAAGAUCUGGAAUUGGGCUACUAAAACAUUAGAACUUUCGUAUCCCUCUGGCCACUUGGACAACAUAUUCCAGGUCAAGAUCAUGCCUUUUACCAAUGAUCGGAAAAUAGUAACUUCUGCGGCUGAUGGCCAGAUCAGACUUGGUCAGGUGAAGGAGAAUGGUGAAGCAGAAACAAAAAGGUUAGGAAAGCACCAAGGCCGGAUUCAUAAUCUUGCUGUGGAGCCUGGAAGUCCCUACAUAUUAUAUAGCUGUGGCGAGGAUGGCCUUGUUCAACAUUUCGAUCUACGAAGUAAUUCUGCAAGAAAACUUUUCAGUUGCUCCUCGUUCAUGGAAAACAAGCAGUCUUCUGGCAGUAUAAGGUUGAAUGCACUUGUGAUCGACCCAAGAAACCCUAAUUACUUUGCUUUAGGAGGUUCUGACAAAUACGCACGUGUCUACGACAUUAGAAAGUACCAAAGGGACUCGUCAAGUAACUUAGAUAAACCCGUCAAUACCUUUUGUCCUCAUCACCUGAUUGAGACCCAUGACGUUCACAUAACAUCAUUGGCAUUCUCAAACACAAGUGAACUACUUGUCUCUUAUGACGACGAGCUCAUUUAUUUAUUUCAGAAGAACACGGGGAUGGGUCCCUCCCCAUUGUCAAUACCACGCGAGGAUUUGCAGAAACUGGAAGAACCACAAGCUUAUGUGGGGCAUAGGAACUCGCGAACAGUUAAAGGAGUGAGUUUCUUUGGUCCUCAUGAUGAAUAUGUCAUGAGUGGGUCUGAUUGCGGCCACAUAUUUAUAUGGAAGAAGAAAGGAGCAGAACUUGUGCGUUUAAUGGUAGGUGAUCGGGACAUAGUAAAUCAAGUGGAACCCCAUCCAAAUAUGCCUGUUAUUGCUACCUCUGGAAUAGAAAAGAAUAUAAAGGUCUGGGCUCCUGUAUCAAGUGAUGUUGUUCCUCUCCCUCACAAUGUAAAAGAGAUUAUGGAGUCUAAUAAGCGAGGCAGAGAGGACAACUCACAUGUUACGCUUACCCCAGAUAUGAUCAUGCAUGUUUUGCGGUUGCACAGGAGGCAGGCAUUGUCUUAUAUUGAAAGAAGGUACAAUAGAGCUGAUGAUGAUAGCGAUGAUGAACAUGAAGAACAUUAUUCCGGAAUUUCAGAGGAUGCCUCUUCCGAUGAGGGAAGCGCCAAUGAGUGCAACAUUAGCUAGAGUUCUUGUGUCAAAAAAAAAAACACAAAUACUAUACUAGUUUGUAUUGUGUCAAAAAGUGGAAUGCUUUUCUUAUUUUGUUUGGGUAUUCCUUCUUUGAUGUACACCGUUUAUGUUUGAUAUGGUUCCAAGUUGUUCCGGAGAUACGUAAGAUGAAUCUGGAUCGCUAGAUCGGGGGAACAUUAUGGUUCUCUUGAUGUUAUUUGUAAGGAGGUCUAGGUGAUCUUAAUCUUGCAGUAUGUGUAUCAAUUUGUGUUUUAGCAGCAGUAAAGGAACUUUUUGGAUCCAAUAACAUGUGAGGUGCAGGAUAAUCUUGGUUUUCUUA
Messenger RNA from Rhododendron vialii, 1891 nucleotides. RefSeq lists its product as uncharacterized. Lineage: Eukaryota; Viridiplantae; Streptophyta; Magnoliopsida; Ericales; Ericaceae. Gene Ontology annotation, molecular function: protein binding. The coding region runs from base 145 to 1566 and encodes 473 amino acids. The record is from RefSeq and is a predicted model, not a curated record. Gene Ontology annotation, cellular component: cytoplasm; Cul4-RING E3 ubiquitin ligase complex. The transcript has 5 exons.